Molecule: messenger RNA, 3070 nt
Organism: Cyclopterus lumpus (lumpfish)
Lineage: Eukaryota; Metazoa; Chordata; Actinopteri; Perciformes; Cyclopteridae
Gene: fnbp4
Product: formin binding protein 4
Exons: 17
Coding region: 269-2965 (898 amino acids)
Molecular function (GO): protein binding
Source: RefSeq, a predicted model, not a curated record
ACUCCUCAUCACACUCCUCAUCCACUCACAAACCAGUUGGUGCCAACAUAUCGAACUGGUUGUCUGGUCCGGUGAACAUGUGUCUCGUGCUCCUCUCCGUCUCAGCUCGUUAACAACAGAGCGAGCGUUUAGUCACAGCCUUCGCUAUUACGAGACGUGCCCUCGUGAACCGGAAGUUGAUGGUCUUUUGUGCCACUCCGAAGCAGCAGAGCCGAGCAGCAGCAACGACGCCAGGGAAGGGUGAAGGCCCCCAGACCGACAUACAUCGAUGGGUAAGAAAAAUCGCCUCACAGCAGGAGCGGUCGGUCGAAGAACGAUCCUUCAGCUUUCGCCUCCCGGGCACCGCGGUGGGGAUGUCGGAGAGAGGGAAGAAGCCCCCUCGGGAUCCGAUGACGAACAGCAGGCUGAUGGACUCAGAUUCGGGAGAGAAAGACUCGCAAACAUGAAGACUUCUGCAGCAAAGGCCACAGAGGGCUUGUCCUUGCUAGGAGCCUAUGAGGAUAGUGAUGACGAGGAUGCUGGAGACUCUCUUCAGCAUUCAACUGCAAAGUCAACUGACAUCGACAGUACAUUGGCCAACUUCAUGGCUGAAAUUGAUGCAAUCACCACCCAGCCAAAUUCAGAUGAUACAGCUCAACCUUCGGCCCCAACUACCAUCCCACCCAGACCGGAGGUUGAUACUCAGCAGCCAGCUGCUAGUGGAGACCAGAACCAACAAAGCACAGAGUUUGAGUACAAUACUCAGUACUCACUUGCUGGAGUGGGUGUCGAGAUGGGAGACUGGCAGGAGGUGUGGGAAGAUAGCUCUGGCUGCCACUACUACUGGAACACUCAGACCAAUGAGGUGUCCUGGCAGCUGCCACAAUAUCUAGCUGAUCAGGUGAAAAGCCUGGAGCAGAAUACUAACAGCUCUAGUGUCAAUGGCAACGGCACUGCGCAUGUCGCCUAUCACACCAAGGAAAAGGCUGCUGCUUUUGUUGCAGCCCCACCAUCUGUGAAAGAGACCAAAGUGAAGGAGGUAAUUGAGAGUGUUGUAGGCCUCACAAGUGAAGAAGAGGAGCGCCAUGGAGUGGCUGCGUCUCUGCUUGGUCCACUGAUCCCUUCUGAAGUGAAAGAAGCAGAAGAAAAAUGGAGAAAAAAACUGCUUAAAGACUUGGAUGAGACUGAGAACAGUUUGGAUUCUGAUGAGGAAGGUGUUCACAAUGCAGGAUCCCCAUCUACCCCUCUGUCGGACCCUGACCCAAUCCCCACGGUCCAGAAAGAUCUUUGCACCAAGAAGCUGUCGGAAGACAACUCUGAUGCAGAGGAGGAGACGGAGGAAGACACAAUGGAGCUGGAACUGGCCCUGGAGAGGAAAAAGGCUGAGCUCCGUGCGCUGGAGGAGGGUGACGUGAGUGCCGGGGGCUCCAGUCCAUGUUCUGAGACAAGCCAAGAAGCCGCUGGUUCUCGAGGCAUGCUACUGAAGAAAAAACGGUGGAAGACUGCCUUCCCCAGUGCUCCCAGCCCUGACUCGAACAGCAUCGGCUCAGACCUACAGGACAGCACAGAGACGACACUUUCUAAAGUCCAAGAGAGCGCUAUGGAAGGAGAGGACAAGGAAGCGGACAAUUCAGAGGAGAAAGUGGUUACAAAUCCUCCGGUAAAAGAAGAGGUGGAAACACCGGAGCUCAAAGUAGAAACGCCUGAGCUCAAGUUUCAGAUUGGACAACUGGCUAACACGUUAACCAGCAAGAUGGAGUUCCUGGGGAUAAACAAAAAGGCGAUCUCAAACUUUCAGUUUCUUCUGCUACAAACUGAGACUCGGAUUGCUGACUGGAGAGAGGGCGCUCUGAAUGGAGUCUAUCUUCGUCGCAGGCUUCAGGAAGCUGCCGAACACAUAAAAUAUUACGAACUUAACGCCACUCCUAAAGGCUGGUCCUGCCACUGGGACAGAGAGCACAGGCGGUAUUUCUAUGUGAACGACCGGACCAGUGCCUCCCAGUGGGAUUUUCCAAAAGAGGACGACAAGGAGGAAGACCUGAAAAGCACCCAAGGUACCCAGGCACAGACUUCCGGUGACGGGGAUGUCAAAACAUUGUCUGCGUCUGCUGGAGGGGUCACAGGAUCUUUUGCUUCACCCCCCGCCGCCCCACCAGCACCUCCUCAGCCCAGUGCAUCAUUUCUCUGGUCCCCACCUCAACCUCCCCUUCCUGACAGCCCACCUCCACCUUCCAACUACCCACCGCCUCCGCCUCUCCCCCCAGGCUCACCACCUCCACCUCCUCCUCCCCCUGACAGUGAUGGAGAGAUCAUGGAGGUAGAGAUGGAAAUGGAUGAUGAUUUUGACGGUGAGCCUCCUGCUCCUGGAACGGAGGAAGAUGGCUCUGGGAGGCCUCCUUUACCUCCAGGCAUUGCGAGUGUCAAGAUUGUGGAGUCGUCGGCUCCCUUGGGGAAGGCUCAGAAACGUAAAGCCAGCCAGCUAAAUAAAUCCAUAACUAUUGGCAGUAAUCCCAUUCUUUACACCCAGCCGGCUUUUAGUGCAGCUCCCCUCAUGUCUGCAACUGCCUACUGGGGUGUGCCAUCUGUGCCCGCUCCCUUGGCCCCUUGUGAACCUCCUGUCCCACCUGUCCCGGCCCUACCCCCUCAGCCACCACUGCCACCAUCCCAGCCGCCCUUUGAACCCCCUGGAGCCAAAGUUCUACCCACAGACAAGACCAAGAAAGUGAAAAAGGAUAAGUCAAAGAAGAAUAAGAUCAAAAUGCCAUCUCUGGUGAAGAAGUGGCAGAGCAUCCAGAAGGAGUUGGACGAUGAGGAGAAAAGCAGCUCCAGUGACGAGGACCGAGAUCAGCUUAACAAGAAGAAUAUUGAGGACUGGAGGCAACAGCAGCUCCACACCGGAAAAGCUUCAAAGAAUGCCAAUUUUGAGCUACUGCCCAAUAACUGGCGGGACCGACUGAAGAAACGGAAGACGACGAAUAAGACGUAACAUUCAACCUGGGUCAUGCAUUGCCCAAUCACCUUUUUUUUGGUCUUUUUUUUUUAACUCCGUUUCUAUAAAGUCUACCCCAGAUUAAAGUUUUGUUUAAUGAUC